AUCUGGUUAUUACUUUUUUUGUUUAUUUCAGGUAUUAUGUCAGACAGUUAUGAUGAUAGCAGAAGCCCAUUUGAACAUGGAGAAAUACCCCCCAGUCCUGACAUGGAUGUGGUAGAGAACAUACAAAUUUCCUUCUCUGUGGCUGCAAAAGAAAGGAUAGGAAUUGAUGAGGAAGAGGAGGAGGAUGAAAAUGAAGAAACUUCUCAGAAUGAAGAAGACGAUGGUGAUGAGCAUUUUGAAGAGGAUGAUGGUAUAAAUAUUAAGCCACCACAAAACCAAGCAGGCCGCAAAGAGAAAAGUCACAAGCACAGGCAUAAAGAAGAUAAAAGGAGGGACAGGGAACAUAGAGCAUAUGACAGACAUAAAGACCGGGGCAGGGAACCAAAGGAAGGUGGGCGAGGCAGAGAAGUAAAGGAUGUAAGAGCUGUAGGGAGGUCUCACGAAGAGCGGGCACAUCACAGUGAGAAGACAAAGUCUCGAGAAGUGAGGGAGGUUCACAGGGAGGAGAAGAGGGAUAGAGAGAAGGAAAGACGUGUCAAUGUUCAAAAAGAGAUAGAAAAACGAGAAAAAUCUCAGAGGGAAAGAGAAAGAUUAGAGAGAAUUGAGAGGGAGAGGGAGAGAGAGAAAAGGAUAAGAGAGGAUAGAGAAAGGAGAGAAGAAGAAAGAGAGAGAAAAGAACUAGAAAGAAGAAAAAGACGGGAAGAGGAAAAAUAUAUGGCUGCUCAACAGAGAAUGGAAGAUGUAUAUCGACGUGAUAAAGAGAGGAAAAUGGGGAAACAGGCACAUGGACAUGUUGAGGGCAGAAGUAGAAGUAGAGAAAGACAUCGACACCGAGAGAGAGAAGAGGAAAGGCCAAGGACAAAGAAACGUUCACCUGAAGCUCCUCGCCGACCCCAGACUCCCUCCUCCCCUGAACCUGAACCAGAACAUGAGGAAGUAGAGGAGUCUCCAGAGAGUCCUGAUCCAGAACACGCUGAGCAGCACGAAAGUGGUGGAUCCGACAGUGGCGAAUCAGCAUCUGACUCAGGGUCUGACAGUGAUAGCAGCAGUGGAAGUGAGAGUGAGGAUCAUGAGGAUAAAGAAAGGAGCCCAGACGACAAGGAGUCCUUGAGCAAAGUGAAGUCAAAGUUUGAUGAUCACUCUGAUCAUGAGAGUGGUACAGACACAGCGCGAAACUCGGAGCAGGAAGAUGAGGAUAUCUACAUGGAUGAGACACCCCCUGCCUCCCCCAUGGAGCUCCGCCCAGAACUCCCUCCCUACCUACCAGCUAUACAGGGCUGUAGAAAUGUGGAGGAGUUCUCAUGUCUCAACAGAAUAGAGGAGGGAACAUAUGGAGUGGUGUACCGAGCUAAGGACAAGAAAACAGAUGAAAUAGUGGCAUUAAAAAGAUUAAAGAUGGAGAAAGAGAAAGAAGGAUUCCCUAUUACCUCCCUUAGAGAAAUUAACACUCUCCUUAAAUCUCAGCACAUGAACAUUGUAACAGUCAGAGAAAUCGUUGUAGGCAGUAAUAUGGACAAGAUCUAUAUUGUAAUGGACUAUGUAGAACAUGAUAUGAAAAGUCUGAUGGAAACAAUGAAGCAACCAUUCCUUAUGGGUGAAGUGAAGACAUUGAUGAUACAGCUGUUGAAAGGUGUGGCUCAUCUCCAUGACAACUGGAUCAUACACAGAGAUCUCAAAACAUCUAAUCUUCUUCUCAGUCACAAAGGCAUACUUAAGAUAGGAGACUUUGGACUUGCCAGGGAGUAUGGCUCCCCUCUGAAGCACUACACCCCCAUUGUAGUCACCCUCUGGUACAGGGCACCGGAGCUUCUACUGGGUAUCAAGGAAUAUUCAACUGCCAUAGACAUGUGGAGUGUCGGAUGUAUAUUUGCUGAAUUCAUGACGAUGAAACCUCUCUGGCCAGGAAAAUCUGAAAUUGAUGAACUUAACAGGAUAUUUAAGGACAUGGGUACUCCUACAGAGAAAAUCUGGAAAGGGGUCAAAGAAUUACCAGGCAUGAAGAAGUGCACCUUUGCUGAGCAUCCCUAUAACACACUCAGACAGAGGUUUGGCUCAUAUCUCACAGACCUGGGAUUUGAUCUCUUAAUCAGGUUUCUGACAUAUGACCCUACCAAGAGAAUUACUGCAGAGGAUUCUCUGAAGUACAAGUUUUUCGAGGAGUCACCACUGCCAGUAGACCCCUCCAUGUUCCCUACCUGGCCUGCCAAGAGUGAACAACCAAGAAAACACACAAGCUCUCCCAAACCCCCAUCUGGUGGAAAGGCCUACUCUAAAUUACUGGGUGGAGAUGAUGACAAGAUGAUAGAGAUGGAUGCAGGUUUUCAUCUGACUAAUGCUGCCAAAGGAGUUUCUGCAACAGGACCAGGCUUUAGUCUCAAAUUCUAGAACAAUUAUAUCUUGACAAAUCAGAUGAAUAUGUAGGCCAAGAAAAAGUGACAAGUUAUUUGUUACAUAUAUGUAAACAGUACUUCAUUUCAAAUGGAAAAAAAUAAUAUUUGAUGUGGAUGACAUCUAUUUUCAAACAGCAAAAUGGUCAUUUGACUGGUGGAAAAUUGAGUGAAGAAUCAAUUCAAUUGAAUUUUUUUUAGAAAAUGUUCUUUAAUAAUAAAAGACAGGAACACAAAUCAAGAAGCCA
Messenger RNA from Saccostrea cuccullata (small rock oyster), 2635 nucleotides. Its product is annotated as cyclin-dependent kinase 11B-like. NCBI's taxonomy places the organism in Eukaryota, Metazoa, Mollusca, Bivalvia, Ostreida, Ostreidae. The record is from RefSeq and is a predicted model, not a curated record. Bases 37 to 2385 code for a protein of 782 amino acids. Gene Ontology annotation, biological process: protein phosphorylation; regulation of mitotic cell cycle. The transcript has 16 exons. Gene Ontology annotation, cellular component: nucleus. Gene Ontology annotation, molecular function: ATP binding; protein serine/threonine kinase activity.